UGCUGGCAAUAUACCUGUUGCUGUGGCACCGUAAACACUUUCAGUCUGCACAACGGAGCAGCUAGUUCGAUUUUCUGCCAUUGUGCUCGGGAAAUUUUUCCCCCUUGCUGCCGGAAAAGUCGCGCGGGAAAUUUGUAUAUAGUACCCCCUCGUGCGGUGCACAUUAGUUGGGUGAUGCUGUGAUUCUUUCAUGUGAAUAGUGUUGGAAUAAUGGGGACAAAAUUGUCGUGUAGAAACUAUCUGUGAGGAAGUUCUCUCGGUGAGGUGAUCCAUAUUUGAGCGAAAAUUGAUAAAUUUGUGUGAGGUGCGAAAGGGCUGCAAAUUGGAUCGCCAUCAAGGUUGGGACGGUGAAACGUGAAGAUGAUGAAAGUAUGCGUGCUGGUGGUGUUGCUGAUUGUGAACCUGGGAGCGAGUCAAUUUGCCGAUAAAAGUGAAGGGAGUUCGAGUCAGGCAAAAAUUCGGCGACCCAGAUCGAUACUUGGGUUCUUUCAGUCCAUUUUUACAAUUAAUCAACUCCAUCAGGCACAAAAGACCGACACAACGUACACAUUGGCCCGCAUCUACGACAUCCUGAAGAAUAGUUUCUCAGACACUGCCACUAAGAAGCCGGUUGUACUUGUGGAACAAACUACAAGCGAGCCCAAUGCUACCACAACAACAACAACAGAGAAGACUCGACUGUCUCGUAGAGAAUUUGGGCGCAUCCUAGGACGUAACUUCCGUGGUCUUCAGCGGAUAUACCAACUGGAAUUGUUGGAUGCCCAAGAGCAAUCAAAGAGAACGAUAGCUGAGUACAAAGUGCAGCUUGGUAACUCCCUGGCCCCCUUCGUGUACAAUCUGCAGACAAAUAAUUCGAUAAAUUAGCCAUAUUUAUUAGUUUGCGUUUAGCAUUACAUAAAUUAAUUUAUUGCAUCCUCCACCCUUUCAAUCACACACCUCGUUGUGUUGGCCGAAUUUACAGCGAACAAUUUUGGAUUUUCCAUGUUAAUUGAUAGCCACUGAUCUGCUAAAAUGCCAAUACACAAAUUGCCAAAUGCUCAAUGGGGCAGUGUUGAGGCGUCUCAUGUUGCAAUAAUUUGAAAGGACACCAUAAAUGGUGAAGUUUUUUUUCCAAUGGGGAUUUUCGCUAUAUGUAUAUGCUGUAAAUGUUAGGGUUAAUAAGCGAAAAUGCCACACACACUGUACAUACUAUGCGGUUAUAAUGUCUCUGUGAUAAAAGGCUCAAUGUUAAUUGAAAGCAAACAACAAAUUUGCUGUGAACUGCGCCGGUAGGAUUAAAUUUUUAAAUACUUUUAUACCUCAUGCAAUAAUUCCUACACAACAAUGGAGCUGGGAGAACUUUGUGAAAGACGUAUCGCAAAAGAAAUCCUCCAAGAUGGCCUUUUUUUGUAAAAAUCAGGUGGAAAAUAAAGUUUGAAAAUAGAA
Messenger RNA from Lutzomyia longipalpis, 1425 nucleotides. RefSeq lists its product as uncharacterized. The record is from RefSeq and is a predicted model, not a curated record. The coding region runs from base 361 to 864 and encodes 167 amino acids. The transcript is spliced from 4 exons. NCBI's taxonomy places the organism in Eukaryota, Metazoa, Arthropoda, Insecta, Diptera, Psychodidae.